AUGCAGCGCCUGGCGCUUGCAGCCUCCCCCAGCUCCUUCCUGGGCCAGGUGUGCAAGUCUCACCGCAACUAUACGGAUAUGAUACGUAUAGGUUGUACCCAUAAACUACAGAGAAAUAYAAAAACUAUGGCGCGCGGGUCGCGGCGCGCGGGCGCGGUGCUGCUCUUCCCCGGGCAGGGCAGCCAGUUCGUGGGGAUGGGCCGCGCGCUGCUGCGCUACCCGCGCGCGCGCAGCCUCUUCCGCGCGGCCGAGGCGGUGCUGGGCUACGACCUGCUGGCGCUCUGCCUGCGGGGGCCGCGCGCCGAGCUGCAGCGCACCCGCCACUGCCAGCCCGCCGUCUUCGUCGCCUCCCUGGCCGCCGUGGAGAGCCUCAGCCACCGGCAGCCUGACGUGCUCGAGAGCUGCGUGGCCGCCGCCGGCUUCAGCGUGGGCGAGUUUGCGGCGCUCGUGUUCGCCGGCGCCAUGGACUUCGCCCAAGCACUGCACGCGGUGAAGGUGCGUGCCGAGGCCAUGCAGGAGGCGGCCGACGCUGUGCCCAGCGGGAUGCUCUCCGUCAUCGGACGUGCCGCAUCCAACUACAAGGUGGCCUGUGCGGAGGCCCGGCAGCACUGCGAAGCGCUGGGCGUCUUGGACCCCGUGUGCCAGGUCUCCACUUACCUCUUCCCAGACGGCAGGGUCAUYGCCGGGCACCUGCAGGCUUUGGAGUAUUUGCAGGCGAAUGCCCGAAAGUACCAUUUUAUACGCRCACAAAUGCUCCCUGUGAGCGGCGCUUUCCAUACGAGACUGAUGGAGCCAGCUGUAGAGCCCCUGGCUGAGGUCCUGAGGGACAUGGACAUCCAGAAACCCCUCAUCUGCGUCUACUCCAACGUCAACAGCAAAAAGUACAUGCACGCGGAGCACAUUAGGAAGUUGCUGGUCAAGCAGGUGGUUUCCCCGGUCAUGUGGGAACAGACCAUGCACUCCGUGUACGAAAGGAGGCAAGGAACUGAGUUCCCUUACACGUACGAAGUGGGGCCUGGGAAGCAGCUGGGGGCCAUCCUCAAAAAAUGCAAUUUGAAGGCCUGGAGACAAUACMAACAUGUGGACGUUUUGGAAGAGGAGGGAGAAGCGGAGGAUUAAAGAACUUUUUUGAGAAGAAUCCACGCGGCCUGUUGCUUUCUCCUGCUCGGUUUAAAAUAGCGCAGAGUUGCCGAGCAGGAAGAGCUGCGCAGCGGUGGCUUCUCGCGGCGAGGCRAGCGCCGCUGCCGCGGCUGCAGGCCAUGUUUGCCUUCCCCACGUGGCCACUCACGUGGGCACCUCUGGGGCGGAACCCCAGAACAACUUGGGUUUUCCCUCUGUGUCACGACUGCAAAAUAUCAAUAAAUCAGCCAGUUAAUGCUCUGGUUGGCCUCAGUCCUGCAAGCAACUUCCCUUUUCUUUUGUUUUCUGGUAUGGAUUCAAGUUGAAGUCAGUAGGUUUUGCUGUCUGCUGUGUGGGUAUCAGUGUAGAGCUGCACUCUUUGAUUACGUUUCCGGAUUGUGGCAGGGAUUCCUUUAGCUAAGCCAUUACUUUAAGGACUUUCAGAUUAUGUUCCUAAUUCCUAAGAUGAUUGACCAGUGGGAGACUGUCACACGUGUAAAAUACUUUUGUUUUGUCCUGUCCUCAUGGUGAGCAGCUGGGUAAGGCAGAAAAUAAUACUAGAAAUACGGUUUUCUUAAACUAUUAAUAAAGAUUYUUCUUGGUAUUUUUAAUGCUGUGAGGCAUAUGAUUACAAAAUAUAGUUCACAAAGAGGAGUGAUUCUUCCUUCCAGUUAUCAAUGUCAUUCUGGUUGUGAAAAGAUACCAAAGGGAGAAGAGCUUCACUAAAUAAUUUACUAAAAUUCUCUACUCUUUAAGAGAUGUAGGACUGCACUGGAAAUCUAAGACUUUUUAAGUGGAUGCCUUUGUAUGGGAUGAACUCUGUAGUAACCAUGUGUCAGGUAAGGAGAAUUUGGAUG
This is a messenger RNA of Nothoprocta perdicaria, 1976 nucleotides long. RefSeq names its product malonyl-CoA-acyl carrier protein transacylase (gene MCAT). The coding region runs from base 1 to 1119 and encodes 372 amino acids. The record is from RefSeq and is a predicted model, not a curated record. Lineage: Eukaryota; Metazoa; Chordata; Aves; Tinamiformes; Tinamidae. The transcript is spliced from 5 exons. Gene Ontology annotation, molecular function: transferase activity.